AUGACCAUCAAAGCGCAAUCCUUGGCGAACUUUGUCACCGAAGUUCAGAAUCAUGAGCCAGAAGGCACUUGGAGGAUAUAUGUGGACGGAUCGUCCACUUGGCAAGAAAGUGGAGUCAGUGUGCUACUAGUCUCUCCUCAGGAAGAGCGGAUGCAUCUAUCGGUUCGGCUGGAAUACCGGGCGACUAAUAACGAAGCCGAGUACGAGGCGCUCAUAACAGGUCUACAAGCUGCUCGGCAUGUCGGAGCGAUUAAAGUUUCGAUUCACUCAGAUUCCCAGUUAGCCGCCCAUCAACUCACUUGGAUAUUUGAGAUAAACAACACUCAGCUCAAGCUCUACGCCAAGGCCUUUGAAAAGCUAAAAGCCAACUUCCGGGAGGUGGUUGCUCAGAAGAUACCCCGAGCAGAAAAUCAAGUGGCGGACGAACUGACUAAGCUAGCCAGCUCCAUCUCCCUAGUCAUUAUAUUACAGCCGAUCGAGCAGGUAUCUCUGGUGGCACACGUCGAUCGGAUGAAAGGACUCACCUUCCCGAAUGAUUGGAGGAUAUCAUUGAUAGAGUUCCUGCGGUCAGGAAUUACACCAUCCGAUCGGGAGGAAGCCCACCUGUUGAGAAGGAGAGCAGGAAGAUUCACAAUGAUCGGGGAUCAACUGUACAAGAAAGCUUUCUCCCGACCCCUACUUAAGUGCGUCAGACUAGAGGACAUCGAUUACAUCUUACAGGAAGUGCAUCAAGAAACUUGCAUAGGACACCCAGGCGGUCGAUCAUUAGCCAAAAAGAUACUGCUGGCCGGAUAUUUUUGGCUAACCCUCCAAGCAGACGCGGCUCGGACAGUGUCUACCUGCCUAUCCUGCCAGAGGUAUCACAACCUCUCACACCAACCCACAGAAGAGAUGACGACGUCCACAGUAUCCUGCCCAUUCGACCAGUGGGGUAUGGAUAUAGAGGGGUCCUUCCCCAUGACAAUCGACCAACGAAAGUUCCUGCUCGUCGCGGUAGACUACUUCUCCAAAUGGGUCGAAGCCGAGCCGAUCGCAAAAAUAACCAAGCAAAUGAUUCAGAAAUUCAUCUGGCAGCACAUCAUAUGUCGGUUCGAAAUUCUGCGUCGGCUCGUCUCCGACAAUGGGAGACAGUUCACCGGGCAACGUCUUAGAGAAUGGUGCGAAGGCUACGAGAUUCAGCAGGCCUUCAUUUCUGUGGUGUAUCCCCAGAGCAACGGACAAGCUAAAGUCGCCAAUCAGGAGAUUCUGUGA
Molecule: messenger RNA, 1251 nt
Organism: Zingiber officinale
Lineage: Eukaryota; Viridiplantae; Streptophyta; Magnoliopsida; Zingiberales; Zingiberaceae
Exons: 1
Coding region: 1-1251 (416 amino acids)
Biological process (GO): DNA integration
Molecular function (GO): nucleic acid binding; RNA-DNA hybrid ribonuclease activity
Source: RefSeq, a predicted model, not a curated record